AUGACCAAAACCCCCGAUCCUGCACCACUGUAUAGUUGCAUCGACAAACGCGACGUGGAGCAGCACCUUGAUUGGAUUCACGAUACUCACAGGCGGAGUUUGUCUCGCGGUCAGACGAGUGAAGUCGAAAUGACAUUCGGAAUCGGGGAUUUUCAUGCCUACACUGGCGAGUUUGACGAAGAGCUGUUGGCCGAGAUUCAAGCCAAAGACGAGCUCGCCAGCGCCGACGUGGAUCAUCAGACCUACAUGUACGACUCGAGUGCGGGAACAGGCACAUUUGCCUACGUUCUCGACUCCGGGAUUCGCAUCUCCCAUGCUGACUUCCAGGGACGCGCGAUCAAGGGCACCAACGUUAUCCCCGAAGUUGCUCACGACGACGAUUUUGGGCACGGCACGCACGUGGCUGGCACCAUUGGAUCCGUAAGGUUCGGUGUCGCAAAGAAUGCGACCCUCGUCGACGUGAAGACGACCAGGGUUGCUUAUGGGACGACGGCCAAGAUUAUCGAGGCUCUGGAGUGGUCUGUACAGAAUAUCACCAACACUCCUGGGAGGGCUGGCAAGUCUGUCGUCAGUAUGAGUCUAGCAUUGAAUGAUGCCGUCGACGCAGCUACAGCCUUGGGUGUCUUCGUCGUCGUCGGUGCUGGGAACGAUGGAAAGGAUGCUUCCACGAGAUCACCAGCUAGCGCGCCGACUGCCUUCACCGUUGGUGCGAUUGACAUCAACAGCACUAGAGCUAGGUGGUCCAACUUUGGGCCUUCUGUGGAUGUCUUUGCUGCUGGGGUGGAUACCGGAGUUGCCUCCGAUCAAGGUGAGGGCACAGACCUCGAGUCGUCACCGAAGCUCACCACGCCUGACGUCUUGUUCCGAUCCCUCCUCUCUUCUCUUUUCUCAAUCUUUCCUCUUCCCCAAAUUCCUGAACGCCAAUUCAUCCUUGUUCUACCCCUCCUCGACCCCUCCAAACCCCUCCAUUCACUCCUCCGCCAGCCGUCAGCCGCAACGGCACAAUCGCCCAUCAUGGGAGACCAGGAACCGACCCCCGAGAACCACACGAUGAUGCAGGGCUUCGAGUGGUAUGUGCCUGCGGAUCAGAAGCACUGGGUCCGCCUCGAGAAGCAUGUUCCCCAGCUCAAGCGAUUCGGUGUGGAUAACAUCUGGAUCCCGCCAGCGUGCAAGGGAUCAUCAAAGACUGGAAACGGAUACGACAUCUAUGAUCUCUACGACUUGGGCGAGUUUGACCAGAAGGGAUCCGUAGCGACAAAAUGGGGCACCAAGGAGGAACUUCUGAAGCUGGCGCACACCGCCAAGGACAACGGCGUCGGCAUUUACUGGGACGCCGUCCUCAACCACAAGUUCGCGGCCGACCGCAAGGAGAAGUGUCUCGCUGCCGAGGUCGACUCCGACGACCGCACAAAGUUUGUCAGCGACAAGUACGAGAUCGACGCCUGGGUCGGCUACGACUUCCCUGGUCGCAAGGGCAAGUACAGCGAACAGAAGUACCAUUGGUAUCACUUCAGUGGUGUCGACUACAAUGCCAGGAACGAGAAGACGGCAAUCUACAAGAUCCUGGGUGACAAGGGCGACCAGCAAUGGGCGGAGAGUGUCGACGACGAGAAGGGAAACUACGACUUCCUGAUGGGUUCUGAUCUCGACUACGACCACCCCGAGGUAGUCAAGGAUGUCCUCAACUGGGGCAAGUGGCUGGCCCAGGAGGUGCCGCUCCAGGGCAUCCGUUUCGACGCCAUCAAGCACUAUAGUGAGGACUUUUUGCGUCAAUUCAUCACCGAGCUGGAUAAGGAGUACGGCAAGGGCUGGUUCUUUGUCGGCGAGUUCUGGAAGGACAGUCUCGACGACAUGUCCGAGUACCUGCAGCGCAUGGGCAGGCAGUUCACCCUCUUCGAUGCGCCUCUGGUGUACAACUUUAGCGAGAUCAGCAAGGGCAACGGCGCCGACAUGAGAAAGGUCUUUGACGGCACUCUGGUGCAGAAGGAGCCCAUCAAUGCAGUGACCUUGGUCAUGAACCACGACACGCAACCCUACCAGGCCUUGGAGGCCCCGAUAGAGGGCUGGUUCAAGCCCAUCGCGUACGCCCUCAUUCUCCUUCGCACCGACGGAUACCCCUGCGUCUGGUACGGCGACAUUUACGGCAUCAAGGGCGAGCACCCCUUCCCGCCCUCGUGCGGCGGGGCCGUGCCCAAGAUGACGCUGGCUAGAAAGCUCUACGCCUAUGGCAAGCAGGCGGACUACUUUGACUACGCGACGUGCCUGGGCUGGGUCAAGUACGGUACCUGGGACCGCCCCUACGGCUGCGCCGUGGUGGCCAGCAACGCCGGACCGGGAUCCAAGCGUAUGCAUGUUGGUGAGAUGCACGCCGGCGAGGUCUGGACCGAUGUUUUGGGCUGGAACGACAGGGAGGUUACCAUUGGCGACGACGGCUUUGGCGAGUUCGUGUGCUCUGGUACCUCGGUGAGCAUCUUUGUCAACAAGAAUGCCGACGGCAGGGACAAGUUCAACGAAGAAUUCGACUCCAACAUUUACGAAGAAUAG
Molecule: messenger RNA, 2544 nt
Organism: Colletotrichum lupini
Lineage: Eukaryota; Fungi; Ascomycota; Sordariomycetes; Glomerellales; Glomerellaceae
Product: alpha amylase
Exons: 11
Coding region: 1-2544 (847 amino acids)
Biological process (GO): carbohydrate metabolic process; proteolysis
Molecular function (GO): serine-type endopeptidase activity
Source: RefSeq, a predicted model, not a curated record